UUAAAAUAUUAUCUUUUUAGCAUAAUGUCGUACAAAAUCAUUCUGAAUAUUUAUGACCUCAGUCCAGCCAACAAGUAUCUCUACUCAGUGGGGCUUGGCUUCUACCAUACUGGAGUCGAGGUUAAUGGUAAAGAAUGGAGCUUCGGUGGCAACCCAGAGAUGACAGGUACCGGAGUGUUUGAUUCAGAACCUCUAUCCCUUGAGGGUGAAGCUUAUAGAGCCUCUGUCGAGCUCGGCACUAUCUCCAGCAUGUCUGAAUUUUAUAGAGCAUUAGAAAUAGUGAAGCAAGACUUUGAAGCGAAUCAGUAUAAUGUAUUAACCAAAAAUUGAAACCACUUCUCUGAUGCGAUCUGCAGAAAAAUGUUAGGUAGAGGAAUUCCAGGUUAUAUCAACAGGAUGGCAAAGAUGGGAUCCUGAUGUCGUUGUCUGAUACCUAAAAAGAUGAUGAAUAAUGACCCUGUACUUUCAGGUAACAAUCCUCAAAGUAAGGCUCAAAAUUCUUCGAACGGUUAUCAGUACAAUCAUAUCAGAGAUACUUCAAACCCAAGUGGAUUUCAAGCAUUUAGAGGAAAGGGGACUCGGAUCGGAGAUGCAUAAGUAGCUUUCACUUCUAU
Molecule: messenger RNA, 614 nt
Organism: Moneuplotes crassus
Lineage: Eukaryota; Ciliophora; Spirotrichea; Euplotida; Euplotidae
Source: the annotation of a GenBank genome assembly